This is a messenger RNA of Rhagoletis zephyria (snowberry fruit fly), 1088 nucleotides long. RefSeq names its product globin CTT-VIII-like. The record is from RefSeq and is a predicted model, not a curated record. Gene Ontology annotation, biological process: oxygen transport. Gene Ontology annotation, molecular function: iron ion binding; oxidoreductase activity; oxygen binding. NCBI's taxonomy places the organism in Eukaryota, Metazoa, Arthropoda, Insecta, Diptera, Tephritidae.
AUCAGAUUCUUCACAAAAUAUCCGUCCAAUUUGGAAAAAUUUCCUUUCCGCGAUAUUCCAGUGACGGAAUUACAUAACAGCGCCCGCUUCCGCGCCCACUGUGGCCGCAUUAUCAAGACUUUUGAUCAGUCAAUCAGCCAACUGGAGGAAGAAGGUGGUCUGGAAAAGAUACAAGAAAUAUGGGAAGGUUUGGCAAAAUCACAUGUGGAACGUCACAAUAUUGCCAAGCCUUCAUACCUUGAACUCCGCGAAGCCAUUGUGGAAGUGUUGAGCGAAGCGUGCAACCUGAAUGAGCGUCAAGCGCAAGCCUGGAACAAACUGCUCGACAUUGUGUACGACAUCAUCUUCAAGAAAUACGAUGACUUGGGUGCUCAAUAAUGCUGGAACAGCUAGCUAAAGGAAGGCGGCGGAGUGCUGAAGUAGUACACAUGCCAACAUAACAACACGCACACACACUCACACACGUAGAAGUAGUGGGAGAAGUCGCCUAAAUACCAGCUGCUCGUGUAUUUCUUAAUGCUCAAUUUUAGUAAAGGAACACUCGAAAAUAUACAAACAGGAAGACACACACACACACACACACACACACAUUUAGGGAAUAUCAACGUCGACGCUUUAACCUGCUUUUGUAGCGCAAAAAUAUUUAUUGAGAAAAAAAGGUGAAACAUAAUGAAGGAAAAUGUAGAAAAUGUCAUAAAACAUAUCUGAAAAAGAAAAAUACUAAAAAUUUACCGGCAACUUGCUUAAUUGUAAUGACACCCUGUAUUUGUUCCACCAUUGCUGCUGUUUUUGUGUUUGUUUUUUGUUAUUGUUAUUGUUCAAUAACUAUUUGUGCAUACAUACAAACAGAAUUGUACAUGCAUAUAUGUACGUAUGCAUAUUUGACCGCAGUGUUUGUUGUUUGUUGUUGCAUUUCUACGCCACUCAAGAAACUUUGAAUAGAAGCUGUACCGCUUCUUAGCAGCAAUCCAUACAAAAACCACUAUGUACUCUUAAAGUUUCCGUUUACCUCUAAGAAAAUAUUUUGCUAAUGGUUUCUAAACUUUGUAAUUUUGUGAAUAAAGUAAAAUGUAAGAAAAUAAAUAAAA